ACUCUGUUAGUAAACAAGAUUAAAUAAACUGCAGACCAGAAAAGCAUGUUAUAUCAUCCUGCAUGCUUCCAACCACAUUCAGUCAUAAAUUAUAUUUGCUUGUUCUUAGUUGAACCUCCAUUUUCACACUGAAUACUGUGUAUAUAGAAAUCUACUGAAAGUAAUAUACGACUUUGUCAAAAUUUAGCAAAAAUGGCAGAGGAAUUUGAAAAGUAUGCCGUUCUCAAGAACAUGUUUCGUCGCCGGUCGAGCACGGAGUUUGUCGGAGGUUCGUUUCAAGAGACCAUGGACGAGACCAAUAUGUCCAAAGCGUUGAAUGACUUUGGGGCUCACGUGGACAAGCAAGAGCUUCACAAGACGAUUGAAACUAUGGCACCGCAGAAUCCUGGAAAACUAAACUUUGAUGAAUAUACCAAACUUUGCAAUCAGUUUGUCAAGGAUCCCACUUCUGUUCCAAGUGCCAUGAAUAUGAAAUUCCACGCCCUUAAUGACUUUGACACAUAGUGGCGAAAAGAGUGCGAGAAAUGCACACAUUCCUUCCGACGUUUGUACAUAUUCUUUGUUCCGAUUCACCUAAAACAUUCAGUUUGUAGAUUUUUGUUUAGAAAUAUGGUAGCGAUUUUGUAAGUAUCUAUUCACAGAGACUCCAUCUCAUAAAUAAAUCAAAUAUAUUUUAAUCAAAUCA
Messenger RNA from Folsomia candida, 685 nucleotides. RefSeq lists its product as uncharacterized. Bases 193 to 504 code for a protein of 103 amino acids. The record is from RefSeq and is a predicted model, not a curated record. Lineage: Eukaryota; Metazoa; Arthropoda; Collembola; Entomobryomorpha; Isotomidae. The transcript is spliced from 3 exons.